Racocetra persica is the source of this 954-nucleotide messenger RNA. The record is from the annotation of a GenBank genome assembly. Lineage: Eukaryota; Fungi; Glomeromycota; Glomeromycetes; Diversisporales; Gigasporaceae.
UAUUUGGGGUUACACGUGGUGGCAAGAUAGCCGCACUACUCAACAAGUUGCUCAGUUAGAACAACAAAUUGCGAAGGGGGCGAAAAACUUCCAAGCCCGGCAAGAACAAAGCAAGGCUGCUGCAAUUAAACGCCAAAAAGAACGUUUAGCUCAAAUAAAUAGGAUGAAACAACAAUUGGUCGCCGAGAAUUUGAGUAAAGCCCAAACUGAUUUGAACAAUCUUCCGCAACGAAUGACUUGGGAAAAAAUUAAGCAAAAAUAUCCGGAAUUUGAAAAACGUUCGCUGUUCUUACAGGAAUUAAAACAGAUUGCCGAGAAAAUAUUGAAAAAAGAGGAAGAUCCAGUCAGCAAGUUUUUAGACAAAUUGGCUCGCAAAACUCACGUCUAUCACGAGGCCACUAAGAAAUUUACUCCCCCCGUCUCGGAAGAAGAACAACAGCUUUUAACUCAGUUGCUUUUAACCGAGGAACAACAGUUAGCUAUUUGUGACCAAGAAGCUAUUCUGCGUUUGCUGUUAGAAACUCUUGAGCUAAUACAAGAGCAGCAAAAAAAUAAUCUGAUUCAUUUCGGUUGCCAAAAAAUCACUUUGACUACCGAACAAAAAGCCGUUUUACUUACUCGCUCUUAUCCAGAAGGACUAAAGGCUUUUAGGUUUGAGCCGGAACAAAAACACCUUCUGCAAACUUUGGCUCCCCUAACCCAAGAAUAUAAGUAUUCGCUUGCGGCUAAAGCAUUGCUCAACUCUCUCGAUUUACCACCGGCUAAGAUUAAUUUUUUGGUGCGGGAGGAAAUUUCUCCUAAUCCCCACACUGAAUUUGGUGAACCCCAAAACCCCUAUCUGCCUUGCAAACUCCAAUAUUUACUCGGACAACAAAAAAUCUUACGAGCAGUUGAGAAAGUUCGCCAGGAACAACUCCAGCAGCAAGAAACGCUUUUCGUUAAGACUUGGCAUUG